AUAAGACAUAUACCAAAUCAAGCAAUUUGAUCUAGUUGACACUAUCCGAGAGUUCCAAAGUCUAAUAUAAGACAUGGUUUCGGCGAUCAAAAUGGCGCUCUCGGUAAUGCAGACGUCCAGUAUCAUACUAUUGUUCGUUUGUAUUCUUCUUAAAGGCUGCAAAUCACAGAUCCAAUGCGCACAGACGGGAAGGUGCACAUGUACAUUUAACGAUCAACAGAAAACAGAAGUUAAUUUUGGCGUGAUUGGAUUAAGGAAUGGAAAACCAAAGUUUGACUUCGACUCCUAUGGACAGCAAGGAGCGUUCGUCUAUGCUUUCAACCCAUGUUAUCCUUUCUCGGCUGGGUCUUGCAAAGACGUCGUCUCGUGUCAAACGGAGGCGUCGGGAACUACAUACUGGGACCUCGGCAACCCCGACCCGGUUUCAUGGGAAACGAAAUCUGAUGGGACUAUUCAAGUUACCUACACUGCUACCAAGGAAGAAGAGGAAAGGAAAAGUGUGGUUAAUUACGUAUGCGAUACAACUGCUAUCAAUGAACCAACAUUUGCAGUAACUUCAGAAUCACCAUUAAAGACUUACAAUAUGGAGGUAAAAACAUGCGCUGCCUGCAGUCCUGCCGUCCAAGGAUGCCCUACGAAAGUUCCACCCGCGCCAUCAAGUGGGCUAACAGGAGGAGGGAUUGUUUGUAUCAUAUUUACAGUUCUUGUAGUGGUGUAUAUCACUGGUGGUAUCCUAUUCCAGGUCUUCGCAAAGGGAGCCACGGGGAAAGAGAUUAUCCCUAACGUCAAUUUUUGGUCGGACUUCCCUGGCCUUGUUAAGGAUGGGUUUCUCUUCAUGAUAUCUCCGUGUAGACGAGGGGGAUAUUCUGAAAUGUAGAAAAUAAUACUAGACCUUACACAAGGCUUGGCUCUGGUUGUGCAUAUCGAGGAAUGUAUUGUUCAUCAACAGAUCGAUUACGAAGUUUAAUAACGACCGUGACAUUGAAAGUUCUAUUAAAAAUGAUUUGAAGAUUGUAAUUAUGAAAUACAAGAAGCCAACGGAAAAAUAAUAUGGAAUGACUAAAAAUUGUGGUGGGGGAAGAAAGCGAUUAGGAGGGAAGUGAACCCGUUGU
Molecule: messenger RNA, 1112 nt
Organism: Lytechinus variegatus (green sea urchin)
Lineage: Eukaryota; Metazoa; Echinodermata; Echinoidea; Temnopleuroida; Toxopneustidae
Exons: 8
Coding region: 74-877 (267 amino acids)
Cellular component (GO): trans-Golgi network
Source: RefSeq, a predicted model, not a curated record